Arabidopsis lyrata subsp. lyrata is the source of this 1330-nucleotide messenger RNA. RefSeq names its product nitrilase 1. The transcript has 5 exons. Bases 51 to 1103 code for a protein of 350 amino acids. The record is from RefSeq and is a predicted model, not a curated record. Gene Ontology annotation, biological process: detoxification of nitrogen compound. Lineage: Eukaryota; Viridiplantae; Streptophyta; Magnoliopsida; Brassicales; Brassicaceae. Gene Ontology annotation, molecular function: nitrilase activity; nitrile hydratase activity.
AAGUCUCUCAGUAUCAUGCACCAAAGUAAAAAACAAAGACUUGAGUUAAUAUGUCUAGUACUAAAGAAAUGUCAACUGUCAAAAACACAACUCCGUUUAACGGCGUUGCCCCAUCCUCCACCGUGCGAGUUACAAUCGUUCAAUCGUCCACCGUCUAUAACGAUACCCCCGCCACAUUAGACAAGGCGGAGAAGUAUAUUGUGGAGGCGGCGAGCAAGGGAGCGGAGUUGGUGCUGUUCCCGGAGGCGUUUAUCGGUGGCUAUCCUCGUGGUUUUAGGUUCGGUUUAGCUGUGGGAGUUCAUAAUGAAGAAGGGCGUGAUGAGUUUCGCAAGUACCAUGCUUCUGCUAUUCAUGUUCCUGGCCCUGAAGUAGCAAGAUUGGCUGAGGUUGCAAGGAAAAACCAUGUGUACUUGGUAAUGGGAGCAAUAGAGAAGGAUGGGUAUACACUCUAUUGCACAGCUCUUUUCUUUAGUCCACAAGGUCAGUUCUUGGGUAAGCAUCGGAAACUCAUGCCCACAACUUUGGAACGUUGCAUUUGGGGUCAAGGGGACGGAUCAACUAUCCCCGUUUACGACACUCCCAUUGGCAAACUCGGUGCUGCUAUUUGCUGGGAGAAUAGGAUGCCCCUCUAUAGAACUGCAUUGUACGCCAAAGGCAUUGAGAUUUAUUGUGCGCCUACUGCUGAUGGUUCGAAGGAAUGGCAAUCGUCGAUGCUUCACAUUGCGAUCGAAGGUGGAUGUUUCGUGUUGUCGGCUUGCCAAUUCUGUCAGCGUAAAGAUUUCCCUGAUCAUCCGGACUACUUGUUUACCGAUUGGGACGACAACAAAGAACAUGAUGCUAUUGUCUCCCAAGGUGGAAGUGUCAUUAUUUCACCUUUGGGACAGGUUCUCGCCGGACCAAACUUUGAAUCAGAGGGUCUCAUCACAGCUGAUCUUGAUCUUGGAGAUGUAGCAAGAGCCAAGUUAUACUUCGAUUCGGUUGGACAUUACUCGAGACCAGAUGUUUUACACUUGACCGUCAAUGAGCACCCGAGGAAACCGGUUACAUUCGUGACGAAGGUGGAGAAAGCUGAGGAUGACUCAAACAAAUACUCAGAGACUUAAAGUUCGUCUGCUGGAGUUAUGUCAAUCGUAUGGAGUAAGUCCAAAAAUGUUCUGUUGAGUUUUCAUAUUUAUGUUCAAGUUUAUUUAUCUUUCUCUUCAAUGGUAAGAUCUAUGGAGUCAAGUAAUAAUGGUAAGAUCUAUGUUGUUGAAUAAAACGAAUUGGUUCUGAUCUCCUCUUGUAUUUUAAAAUUGUGCCAUUGUGUUUUAUCUAAUUUGAGCGUUGAAUC